GUGAGAGACAGAGAGUGAGUGAGUGAGUGAGUGAGUGAGUGAGUGAGUGAGAGAGAUGUACUGUGCAGUUCUCCUCUCCUCUUUUCUUUUCUUGCUCUAUGUGAGCUGCACUCCUCAGUUCUACGGUCACUAUGGGAGGAGAGUGUGUGUUGGCAGCGCUGGCAGCAGUAGAGUGGUGUCCAGUACAGAGUCCUUCAUCCAGGCUGUACACAAGCCCUACAUCACCAUGUGCUCCAACCACCGUCUGUGCAGCUCCUACAAGACAGUGUACAAGGUGUCCUACAGACAGGUGACCAGAACGGUGCCGGGCACUCCCUUUUACCCAGAAUGCUGUCCAGGAUGGCGCCGCCUACACUCCCACAGCUGUAACCACGCGAUGUGUGUGCAGGCGUGUGUGAAUGGAGGAUCUUGCAUGAGGCCAAAUCACUGCACGUGUCCGACGGGCUGGACUGGGCACUACUGCCAGAUAGAUGUGGAUGAGUGCCGGGGGUCUCAUGGUUGUGCUCAGCAGUGCGUGAACUCUGCAGGAAGCUAUCGGUGCGUGUGCGCCCACGGAUUCCGCUUAGCGGAAGAUGGACGGUCGUGUCAGAGUCCUGCUCCCUCCCCCACGCCAGCCAGCCAGCCCAAAGCAGACGAUCGCCCACCCACCAGCAGCGAUGCAGGUGGAGGUGUGGGGCUGGCGGAGAACGUUACAGAGGAGGUCCAGAUCCUCCGGAGCAGAGUGGAGCUUCUGGAGCAGAAGCUGGAGAUGGUUCUGGCGCCGCUGUCCACUCUCUUCCCCCCAGAAGAUGACGACAAGAACGGCUUCCUCUUCGACAGGACCAACUUCCUAUCUGACCACACCACUUUUCUGUCCCACUCGCUGCGGCAGCUGGACCGAAUCGACUCCCUCAGCGAGCAGGUCGGCUUCCUGGAGGAACGCCUUGGAUCGUGUUCCUGUCAGGAAAACUAGACAGGCGGGCUGGAUCUCCGUCAACUGCUCAGACCUGAAUCGUUCACGCAACCUGAACUCAAAGAAGUCCUGAGUCCUUCCACAGGAGGAAGAAGAGCAAAGAAUCCAGCAGCACCUAAUGCUAAUUAGUUAUGCUAAUGUCCUUUUAAUCCAUGUUUAUAGAUAAAGGUGUGUCAGAAAAUUCAGCGGGGGUGAUGGGAACCAGGCGUCGCCAUGACUACAACACAGAUAGACACUUUAUUUACCCUCCAGAACCUCUACAACACAGAUAGACACUUUAUUUAUCCUCCAGGACCUACACGAGUCUUCUUCUGAGACCAGGAUCAGAAUUCAGGCCUGAGGAGUUCACACCACUAUGGGCAGUACGGGGGCUACACAGACCACAUGCUCACGGACACGACCUCUGACCUUCUCCACUACUUCUACACCUGCUUUCUGACCUGUCUGUCUGUUUUAGUGUGUGGGCCAAAGCACAGCUGCAUACUGUCUGGGGGUCUGUAGGCUGGGGGACAGCGGAUCUCUGUAUUUAUUAGAGCUGACUGUAUAUAGAAUUAUUAGACAUGUCCGUUCUCACUUGUUUGAUUUCAGCUUUUAUAAGGAACGUUUUUGUAAUAAACCGAUUUGCUAAUGAA
Messenger RNA from Pygocentrus nattereri (red-bellied piranha), 1584 nucleotides. It is a transcript of the gene egfl7, whose product is annotated as EGF-like-domain, multiple 7. Gene Ontology annotation, cellular component: extracellular region; cell surface. The record is from RefSeq and is a predicted model, not a curated record. The coding region runs from base 56 to 952 and encodes 298 amino acids. Gene Ontology annotation, biological process: anatomical structure development. The transcript is spliced from 8 exons. NCBI's taxonomy places the organism in Eukaryota, Metazoa, Chordata, Actinopteri, Characiformes, Serrasalmidae. Gene Ontology annotation, molecular function: signaling receptor binding; calcium ion binding.